AUGGUUCAAGAAAAUGAAAGUGUAUCUGAAAGUAAUCCAAAUAUAAAUGAUUUAAGUGAAGUCACCAGCAAGCCUUAUAGAUUGACAAUAGAAAUGCCACUUUUUUUUACAAUAUUGUCUGUAUCACUCUCUGGUGUAGCAAUAAGCAAUAUAUUAUUAUAUCGAACUUGUUUGCACUCAUGUAGUCAUAAUGAAACUGAGUGUCAAGUAUUUUUAUCCCCCGUAAAGAAUAAUGGAUCUCAGGAAUUAGAGGAAGAAGUACAGAAGUAUGCAGCCUUUGUAUCUAUGGUUAGAACAAUAAUAGAGUCCCUGGCUCCAGCUCUAUUAUCUUUGUUUCUUGGGGUAUGGUCUGACACAUAUGGGAGAAAACCAUUAGUUGUUUGGCCCUUACUAGGUAUGUCGAUUAGUAGCGGAUUGACUGUCAUAUACAGUAUGAUGGACAAUCUCGGGCCGUGGUGGUUCAUAGCCACAGUUAUUCCUAUGUCACUAUCUGGAGGAUUCACAGGAUUAUUCACUGGCGCAUUUUGUUAUUUGAGCGAUGUCACAUCUAAAGAAAAUCGGUCACUUAGGAUGACAAUAGUCGAGGCAUCUGUUUCCGCAGGCAGUGUUAUAGGUUCCCUAGCAAGCUCGUACCUACUAAGAGUAGUGGGAAAUGUGUAUUUACUAUUGAUUACGGCCUUCCUCUGCGCAAUUGCCUAUGUAUUCACGAAUUGCUGCCUCGACGAAUCAUUGCCGGGUGCUCAAAAGGGUGGCAUUAAAUCUUUAUUGGACUUCAAGUUAAUAAAGGAAAUGAUAGCUGAAUGUUUUAAAAAGCGUCCAAAUUACACCAGAGCACAAAUAUUGCUACUCACAGUUGCAAAUAGUUUGUCUAUCUUUAUAAUGUAUGGAACUAUGAGCCUGGGCUAUUUGUACACGCGACAGAAAUUGCACUGGGCUAUAAAACAGUAUACAAUAUAUUCGGCGGCGCAUACGACUAUUGCCUUCUUUGGAUCCUUCUUUGGUGUUGUUUUCAUACAAAAGAUAUUCAAAGUGUCGGACUUGACGUUUUCGAUGAUCGCCUUUAUAUCGACAGCAGCUGAAUAUAUUAUUAAAGCUUUUGCAUUCACGACGUGGCAUAUGUAUCUAGCUGCCGGAAUAUCAUUGUUCCGGGAUUUAUCAUCGCCACUUAUCCGUUCUAUGAUUACAAAGAUACUGCCAGCCCAGGAUAUUGCUAAGGUGUUUGCGUUGAUGUGCGCUAUAGAGGGAGUGGCACCGCUUAUAUCACCAGCUGUGUAUAAUUCGUUAUACGCAUAUACUAUAUCAACCUUCCCUGGAGCCUUUUAUUUAUUGUGCUCAGCUAUUACUGGAAUCUGUGUGACAUUUUUGGGAAUCGUGCAAUACUUAAGGUGGAAGUCGACAACUAUAACGUAUCAAAACCUGACAAACGAGUAA
Messenger RNA from Pieris macdunnoughi, 1431 nucleotides. Lineage: Eukaryota; Metazoa; Arthropoda; Insecta; Lepidoptera; Pieridae. The record is from the annotation of a GenBank genome assembly.